UGCCACAUUUUUAAUGGACGUAUCCAUAGUCGCCUCUAUUAUUGCCUGAUGGUCCUGCGAAUGAAAACAAACAGACGCUGCUCUCCAUUCCACUGUCUUCAUGACUUAACGUUGUUUGUCUAUUUUCCCGACAUUUUAGACAAAAGCUAGAUGUAAUUUUAAAUCUAUUAUACGAUUAGUUUGGUAAAUUCAUGUGGAUAUUUUAAUACUCAAAAUCAAACAGUUGAUGAUCAAGCGCUAGGUCGAGUCGUGAGCACUAAGUGGUCGCGAGGUAUCUUCCCUACACCUUUGUAUCGUUUUAACAUUUCGAGAUUUUGUUUUGGAGUUCGCUAAAACCAUUGACUAAAACCGUUUGGUAUUGGCUGGAAAGGUAUUUUAAAACAUUUGUUUAAGGGUGGCGCUGUUGAGUCAUGUCUGGAAUUGCUUUGAGUAGACUGUCACAGGAGCGCAAAGCCUGGAGGAAAGAUCAUCCUUUUGGUUUUGUGGCUGUACCAACCAAGAACCCAGAUGGCACCAUGAAUCUCAUGAAUUGGGAGUGUGCGAUACCAGGAAAAAAGGGGACUCUUUGGGAGGGAGGUUUGUACAAACUGAGAAUGUUGUUUAAGGAUGACUAUCCAUCUUCACCACCCAAAUGCAAGUUUGAACCUCCGAUCUUCCACCCAAACGUCUAUCCUUCAGGUACAGUGUGUCUGUCCAUACUGGAGGAAGAGAAGGAUUGGAGACCAGCCAUCACCAUCAAACAAAUUUUGUUGGGCAUCCAGGAACUUCUUAAUGAGCCCAACAUUCAGGACCCAGCACAGGCAGAGGCAUAUACGACAUACUGUCAAAACAGGAUGGACUACGAAAAGCGCGUGAGGGCACAAGCUAAGAGAUUCGCUCCCACAUAGAGCAACAAGUGCACAAUCUGAAAGCCUGUGCCGAACAGAUCCAGUUCCCACAUAGCUGCCAUUCUGAUGCUCCAGAAUCCUUCACCACUCAAUGGAAAUCCCAAAACUGCAGUUGAAAGUUGAAAUAGAGAUUUGUUCAAGUUGGCUUCAGAACCGAAUGAGGAUGGGUGUAAAACAACUCUUUAAGAUGAAAGCAACCAAGAGAGAAGUUAAAGUUGGCUGCUGAUCUGUGACCAGU
Molecule: messenger RNA, 1125 nt
Organism: Rhinichthys klamathensis goyatoka
Lineage: Eukaryota; Metazoa; Chordata; Actinopteri; Cypriniformes; Leuciscidae
Product: SUMO-conjugating enzyme UBC9-like
Exons: 7
Coding region: 411-887 (158 amino acids)
Biological process (GO): protein sumoylation
Cellular component (GO): nucleus
Molecular function (GO): SUMO conjugating enzyme activity
Source: RefSeq, a predicted model, not a curated record